CGCGCACGGCGGGUCGCGGCGGCGAUGGGCCGCCUGCCGCUGUGGCUGUGCGCCGCGGCGGCGCUGCUCUCGGGGGCGCAGGCCAAGGGCACCCCGCUCCUGGCGCGGCCCGCGCCGCCCGGGGCGCCCCGCUUCAGCCUCUACACGGCGGGGUGGCGCCCGCGGCUGCGCCCGGGGCCGCACAAGGCCCUCUGCGCCUACGUGGUGCACAGGAAUGUGACCUGUGUCCUACAGGAGGGAGCCGAGAGCUACGUGAAGGCGGAGUACCGGCCGUGUGGAUGGGGGCCCCAGUGCCCCGGGACAGUCACGUACCGCACGGCGCUCAGACCCAAGUACAAGCUCGGCUACAAGAAGGUGACGGAACUCUCCUGGCGCUGCUGCCCUGGGCUCACUGGAGAAGGCUGCCCCGAGCACCUCACAGACCACGGGGCGGCGCCCCCCCAGCCGGAGCCGGAGCCCCAGAUUCCCUCUGGGCAGCUAAGCCCAGGCCCCAGGCCCCCUCCUUCCAGCAGAGCCACCCCCAGCCCCUACGGACGGAAAAGCCUAGGGCUGUUUGGUGAGCGGCUAGAACGCCUGGAGGGCGAUGUCCAGCGCCUGGCACAAGCAUACGGCACCCUCAGCGGCCUGGUGGCCAGCCACGAGGACCCCAACAGAGCUCCUGAUCCCCGUGUGGGCUUCGGAGGCAUCCCCGAGGGGUUUGCGAACCCCGGAGACGGGGCCGGAGGGCCGCUCACACCGCCUCUGGAUGAGAUCUUGAGCAAGGUGACCGAGGUGAGCGACACGCUGCGGACCAAGGUGCGGCUGCUGGACGAGGUGCACGGGCUGGCCCUCGGCCACGAGGCCCACCCGCAGCGGCUCCGGGAGGCGCCCCCGUCUCCGCUCACCUCCCUGGCCCUGCUGGACGAGUACGUGGACCGCCGGCUGCACCGGCUCUGGGGGAGCCUGCUGGACGGCUUCGAGCAGAAGCUGCAAGGCGUGCAGAGCGCGUGCGACCUGCGGGUGCAGGAGGUGCGGCGGCAGUGCGAGGAGGGCCAGGCGGCCAGCCUGCGGCUGCACCAGAGCCUGGAUGGCCGGGAGCUGGCCCUGCGCCGGGAGCUCUCGCAGCUGGGCACCCGGCUGCAGGGCCUGAGCGUGGCCGGCAGGGGCAGCUGCUGCAGCCAGCUCGCCCUGGUCAGCGCCCGCGUGGACAGCCUCGAGAGCAACCUGCAGGCCGUCACCGAGGUCCAGAGGGGCCGUGGCGGCCCCGGCACCGGGGACGAGCUCACGCGGCUCUCCGCUGCCAUGCUCGACGGGGGUGUGGACGGACUUCUCGAGGGCCCGGAGACCCUCAAUGGGACAGAGCGCGGAGGGCGGGGCUGCUGUGGGGGGGUGGGGGAGGGGGGAGGCGGGGUGGGCGGCUUCAGGACCGUGCUGGAGGAGCGCGUGCACAGCCUGGAGGAGCGCCUGCUGGCGCUGGCCGGGGAGCUCGGCGGCAGGCCAGCGGGGCCCCUGGUGCGGGCGGAGCUCGCCGUGCUGGAGCAACGGCUGGUUUCGCUGGAGGCCUCCUGUGCCCCCAGCGCCACCUCGGCGGUGCUGAACAACCUCGUGGCGGAAGUGAAGGCCUGGCAGAGCCAGAUCGAGGUCCUCCUCGGCCAGGUGGCCGGCCACACGGCCUUACUGCAGCAGCUCAACGGCACCGUGGCCGAGGUCCAGGGGCAGCUGGCCGAAGCCACGGGCAGCUCGCUCCAGGGCGAGAUCACCCUGCUCAAGGUCAACCUGAACUCCGUGAGCAAGUCACUCACAGGCCUCAGCGACUCCGUCAGCCAGUACUCCGACGCCUUCCUGGCCACCAACAGCUCCCUGGACGAGCGGGAACGCAAGGUGGAGGCCGAGGUCCACGCCAUCCAGGAGCAGGUCAGCAGCCAGGGCUCGCGGCUGCGAGCCGGCCAGAGGCAGGUCCUGAGCCUGCGGGGGGAGCUGGAGCAGCUCAAGGCCGGCGUGGCCGGCGUGGCGGGCGGGCUGAGCCGCUGCCAGGACACAGCCCAGGAACUCCAGCUGGCGGUGGGCCGCUUCGAUCAGAGGGUGGCCCAAGUGGAGGGCGUGUGUGGGAAGCUGGGCCCCGUGGCUGCAGACCUCAGCAGCUUGCCCGCUGACCCACGCAGGCCCGGGGAGGGCCUGUGGGGCCACGUGGAUCGGCUGAACCGCACGCUGGCCCAGCACGCACAGGACAUCGCCCGCCUCCGGGAUGACCUGCUGGAUUGCCAAGCCCAGCUGGCGGAGCAGGGGCGGCCGGGGCGGGCCAACUAGGCAGGCUGGACAGGACCCAACCCCUCAGAUCCUACCAACCCUGGGGACAUCGCCCCAGAGCCCAGACCAUGCUCCCAGCCUCCCUCGGCCAUUGCAGAGGCUACUGAAGGAACAGUCUUGGUCCAGCUGCACGUGACUGCCUCAGACAUGAACCUCCGUGCUCACUGCUGCACCAACUGGACAGCUCAGGGCAGUGGCCAAGGCGAGUACAACGUGCCUGCACACCUAAGAGACCUCACCAUCCAGUUUGCCAGUUGCCUUUCUGCAGACAUGACUUGGCUCCUGGGCAAAGACUGCAGGUCCGUUCUCAGACAGUGGCCUGUCCACAUGCCCCUUUGCCCACGGGCAGCAGGCCCGAGCCCACGGAGGCUCCUGGUUCCUUUGUCCCCUUAGCUUCUCUCCCGCCCUCUGCAGGAAGGUGCUGCCCAUCGGCCCUGUCCUCACACCUGGCAGCUCCACAGAAGCUAUUUCUGAACCAAGGACCGGAGGCUCCCGCCACCACACGCCCUUCCGGGCAGAACACUCACACAGACUCAGGCACGACUUCUCUUUAUUCCUUUGGGUCCUCCCCCAAGGUGGGGGCUUGGGGGAUCUGUCGAUUCCCAGAGGACAGCCUCAGGCCCAGGGGAUCUGUUCGGAGAUCCCCACACGGUCCCC
This is a messenger RNA of Pipistrellus kuhlii (Kuhl's pipistrelle), 2943 nucleotides long. RefSeq names its product elastin microfibril interfacer 3 (gene EMILIN3). Lineage: Eukaryota; Metazoa; Chordata; Mammalia; Chiroptera; Vespertilionidae. The record is from RefSeq and is a predicted model, not a curated record. Gene Ontology annotation, cellular component: extracellular matrix. The transcript has 4 exons. Gene Ontology annotation, molecular function: protein binding. The coding region runs from base 25 to 2286 and encodes 753 amino acids.